AUAUUGUUUUUGAACUUAAGCUUGUUUUAAUUGUUGGGAGCCUGCUGAGGGCUGACCUUUGAGGGUAUAAUUGGCCAAAAUGACCUUAGUGAGGUCUGCAACGAAAGGAAGUUAAGGCGGAUACAUUCCUAAUAGAUUCAAUCCUCAUCGCACGAUCAUCUCAGUAUAUCAGACACCUUAUGCCUUAUUUAGGGAAGCAAGGAAGCUAGGCAUGAGAAGACCUUUCCAGCUGGGUUUCAUAGUUUUCUUAUAUGUGGUUGAGCAGAGAAAGGUCUUUUCUUGAUUUUAUUGGGCGCAAGCUGAGUCUAAGGUGCAAAGGUCGAAACGGGUAUAUUUCUUUGUAUUUGGAGUUUCUCUUUUUUAUUAGAUUCCCAGAUUAGUGCACAGGAUUAGACUUUAGUCAUAGUUCAUUAGGAUUCAAAAUUUAAGAAAACAGCUUCGGCAUCCAAUAUUGCGAGAGGUGCUGAUGAAGAUUUCAGCUGGUGGUGGUGAGAGUUCAUUUGUUCAUUGAGGGGGUUUAAAUAUUGAAGCUAUGAUUUUUGGGGGAAGAAGAAUAAUAUAGUCGGCACAACCCGAGAUCGAACACCUCUCAGGUGGUUCAGAGGGGUGAAGGAGAUAAAAGAUGGAAGGAAGGGGGCUAUCGGGUUUCUACACAAAUACCAGUGAGGAGUUGUUCCUAAAGACUUUGAUGGAGAACUCAGUUGCAAUGCCUGCACCAACGAUGGAGAUGUUGGGGUUUAAGAACCUCUCCCAGAACUUUCGUACAGAUAGCGAAGAACUCUUCAAGAGCUGGCUCACAAAUGCAGAGAAUAAUGGAUACAACUCACCGGGUGUGGCACAUCGGCGGCAGCUUUCAAAGAGGAUAUCUUCUGAACUGGGGAAUCUAUCAAAUCAGCAACAUGGGGACGUUCUUCAAAGCCAAAAGGGCGAUGAUGUUACAACUGCAGAAAAUAGUUCUGCAGUCAAUGAUAUAUCCAGCGACCUUUGCCAGGACUCUGUCAGGAAUGCAGUUGAAAGAGGAUGGCAGGCUAGUAAUUUGCAUCUAGCAAAGGCGUGGUUUCAUAGUUCACAACCCAUGACGAGAAGCCGAUCCUCUGAAUUACGGAGGAGGUAUGCAGCCAUGCAAAAUGCUCAAACAAUGAUUGGAAUGGAGGCCAUGCAGAAUGCAACUGGGCAAGGCCUCAAAAUGAAACAAGAGUUCGCUAGUCCCAAUUGUUUUACUGACCAUUCAAUGAAUGAUGUUCCAGAGCAAUUGGGCACUUUCGUGUCUCCAUCAAACUCUUCCUCAUCCACUUUCAGCGCACAACCAGUCAACAAUUUGGACAAAGUUUCUUCUGUUGUUAGCAUGCUUAAGGGUACUCUAGAGAGAAAGAGGUUAGCAAACAGGGCUGAGAAAGAAGCUUUUGAAGAUUGCUCUCAGGGAUUCUUUCAAGCUCAAGGAGUUGUAGCUAAUACUAACUUCUAUCAAGGACAAGGAAAUAUGAUUCAUGAAACAUUUUCAGUAUGUGGCGACGUAUUUUCAUCCCAGGUGAAAGAGGCAGGUGUUCCACAAACUGUUGAUGGAUCCAUUGAUCUUGACUUAGAUGGGUUUAUGAAUUCUUCAAAUCCAAUUCAGCAGGGCAGAGUUUCACAGGAACCUUCCCAAAGUGAGUCUUCUGCUGCUGCACCAGUAGUUUCCCCUAGUUUGGAUCUUUGUGAUGGUCCUGGAAACUCAAUUCAGACUCUUAGCGUAGCUGAGAGCUCAAGGAAACAUGUUGGAGGCAGUAUGAGUGCAGAAAAUGGCUCGAGAGUCAAAGAUUUCAGAGAGCGGAUAAUUGACAACUUGAAAGAUGAUCGCAAGAGCCGAAAUCUAGAGCGAUAUGGAUCUGUGACAUCUGUUGGUUCAUCUGAGAAAGGGGACCCGACAAAGAAGCGCAGGGUGGAAAGAUCACGAAAAAUGGCAGAGGCAAAGGAAAGAAACUCGACAUCGACAAUUCCAUCGGACACGCAGGCAGUUUUGAAGAGGUGUGAGAAUCUUGAGAAAGAAGUGAGAUCCCUUAAACUCAACCUGUCCUUCAUGAAUAGGAAGGAUUCGGAACAGACAAAACAGAUAGAAGAGCUACAGAAGCAGAACGAUGAGUUGACAGAGGAGAAAGAACGCCUUCUAGAAGAAAUCGAAAGGAUACUCGGAGAUUCGGGUCACAGAUAAAGAUCUCCAUAUGCCUUUAAGAAGCUCACUCUGCGAGCGUCGAUCCAGUCCUUACAUCGGUUGGGGUGAGCUGGCUGCAGUUUACACGACCAACCUAAAUGUGGCGGUCUCAGCCUGUUCGUGCACUUGCUAGUAAUACAACUGCGAUUCUAUUAUGAUAUUUGAUGGACUCCUAAAUUAAAAGGUAUUACGUAUUAAGAAACGGGCAACCGGAAAGGACCAAUGUAUUAUUAGACACUAAUGCCUGAAAAGCAGCUGUGAUCUUUCGGGUAUAGCCCAGUGAAACUGAUUGGACAUUUCCAUUCAGUAUAAUAUAUGUUAUAGGAGAUGGUGAUUAACUUAAUGUGCCUACGGCUGCAUUUGGUACCUGUGAAUUUGAAUCUCGAGAUCGAUUGGGUUCA
Messenger RNA from Punica granatum (pomegranate), 2589 nucleotides. The record is from RefSeq and is a predicted model, not a curated record. Lineage: Eukaryota; Viridiplantae; Streptophyta; Magnoliopsida; Myrtales; Lythraceae.